GCAAGGGGGAGAGCCAGCGCUGCACAGAGACAGAGAGCCGGAGGAGGAGUGUGCAUGUGUGUUUGAGUAAGCAAGACGUGGAUUUCAGCUCAUAUGGGAUGUGAGUGAGGACAUACAACAAAUUCAACCCUUCAGGAUCAAUUUUCCAAGUCUUGACUGCAAAGAAAAACUAAUUUCAAAGGGUUCGUAGUGGCAGGGCAAUGUAAUACCAGAGUGCAACUGUACUAGAGGACUAUCCAGAGAGCAAACAAGUGCAGGACUGGUUCCGAAGCUAAGAGAUCCAUGCAUUACGAACUCUAGAGUCUUGCAAGCAACAUUUGAGAUCCGUGUGGAGAGGUUCGGAGGUUUCAGUGAUGUCUUUCGCGAUGGUGCGACCGGCUCCCAGCCGAUACCUGUACUCAGAGAUCUCGAUGAUGUCAGAGGACGACGAAAAUGGCAGCGAGAGCUCAGGCUCGGAUGACCGCUCAUUUCGCUUGGACGCCUCGGGGUACGAACUUAAAGUUGGAAGAAAGCGGAAAUCUGGUGUAGGUGGUGGACGGCUGAUAGGCACGUCACCCAACUCCACCGGCACAAUGGCUCCAGUGGUAGAGGGUCGUCCACGCAAUACAGCCAACGCACGGGAGCGGGAUCGCACCAACAGCGUCAACACGGCCUUCACCGCGUUAAGGACUCUCAUCCCCACAGAGCCUGCCGACCGGAAGCUGUCCAAGAUCGAGACCUUGCGGUUGGCAUCCAGUUACAUCUCCCACCUAGGAAACGUGCUCCUGGUGGGCGAAGCUAGCGGGGACGGACAGCCGUGCCACAGCGGAGGGCCUUCGACCUCAAACUACUACCACCACCAUGGCUCGCCAAACCGGGACUCGGAGAACUCGCAGCCCAAACAGAUCUGCACGUUUUGCCUCAGCAACCAGAGGAAAAUGACCAAAGACAGAGAGAGAAAAUCGGCUCUGAGGAGUUAAGCCACGACGUGAAUGGAUUUACAAAAUAUCAUCAUCACCAAUGUACAAAAGCUGAUGACUGCAAAACGCAAUGUUGUGGUGUAUAUAUAUGCAAAUAUCAAUUCAUAUUUAAUUAUUUGUAAAUCGCCGUUGGACUGGAGCAUUUUAUUUGGGGGAAAAAAAACACAUAUGACUGGAAAAAGACCAGACUGCAGCGAUUUGAUUAUGCAAGAGCUGAACAUCCCCACCACAGACUUAAUCCAUUUCCACCUUUUCUGUCCAUUUACACACCAAGCUACACCAAAUGUUUAUUUUUGACAACAGGGAGUUGAGGUAAAGCUAUUCACCAAAGACUAUCUGAAUAAGAGGACUGCAUUUACAAGGUCGCAAAUGAUCACAUCACUUCCCCAGGAGACACAACAUACGGAGCCCAGCUUUACAAAUCAAAACAAUGAAGGAACAUCUUCCAAUAUUCAAAAUCAAAGAUGACCUUGGGAAAGUGCUCAUAUUGAGGACAUGAAUUAAUGCAAACUGAUGUGUGGCACGUUAUUUCUUACAAAAACAUGAAAGACACUUAGCCUGACUAUGAAACCGCAAUAAAUUCAAUAAAUGCAGUAUACUGUAUGUCCAAUAUGGCAAAUGACAUAUAUUCUUCAUUGUUUAAAUUAAAAACGACUGAACCAACAGAGUGAAAACCACCUGCGUUUCUUUCUAGUAUGUCUCAACAUCA
Sinocyclocheilus rhinocerous is the source of this 1668-nucleotide messenger RNA. Its product is annotated as basic helix-loop-helix transcription factor scleraxis-like. Bases 354 to 959 code for a protein of 201 amino acids. Lineage: Eukaryota; Metazoa; Chordata; Actinopteri; Cypriniformes; Cyprinidae. Gene Ontology annotation, molecular function: RNA polymerase II transcription regulatory region sequence-specific DNA binding; DNA-binding transcription factor activity, RNA polymerase II-specific; protein dimerization activity. The record is from RefSeq and is a predicted model, not a curated record. The transcript has 2 exons. Gene Ontology annotation, biological process: regulation of transcription by RNA polymerase II; developmental process.